Messenger RNA from Micropterus salmoides (largemouth bass), 1062 nucleotides. RefSeq names its product chemokine (C-C motif) ligand 27a (gene ccl27a). The transcript is spliced from 3 exons. Bases 7 to 387 code for a protein of 126 amino acids. Gene Ontology annotation, molecular function: chemokine activity. Gene Ontology annotation, cellular component: extracellular region. NCBI's taxonomy places the organism in Eukaryota, Metazoa, Chordata, Actinopteri, Centrarchiformes, Centrarchidae. Gene Ontology annotation, biological process: immune response. The record is from RefSeq and is a predicted model, not a curated record.
UUGUGAAUGGGUGGGUUCACUGGUGUGUGCUCAGUGCCAGUAUUUAUACAGCAAGGACAGAUUUUUUAUCCCCUCAUUUGCUCUGCCAUCAUGGAUCUGAAAGUUGCAUCUGUGAUUGUCUGUCUGUGUGCUUUGUGCAUCACCUCUACUGAAGCUGGCAUCCCAAAAUGCUGCGUGACAACAAACCGGGAUAUCUCUACAAAUAUGCUGAUGAAGGUUUAUAAAUGGAAAGUGCAGAACGGCACUGGUGCCUGUGACAUCGACGCACUGGUGCUGUAUAUGAAGAAGAUGCUAAAACCCGUAUGUGCUGAUCCCAAGCUGAAGGACAAGCUGAUUAAAAUUAGGAGUCAGAUGAUGUGCCACAGAAAGCACAGAAUAUCUUACUGAGCUGUGGAAUGAAACGUUACAUGAAACGUGUCUGCAUCGAGUUUUCUCCAGUUGGUGUUUCAAGAGCUAGUGUCAUACAUAAGCCCUCAUGGUUGUUUCUUUUUUUAUUGAUUAUGCAAAAUAUCCAGAUUAACUUGUGAAAAGCAGUUACUCGCUACUACACUUAUACACAGGUGGAAAGCAACUAAGCAUAUUGACUCAGUUGCUGUACUAUAUAAUUUGGAAGUGCAGAGUAUUUUCAUUUUAUACGACUAAACCCCACCCCCCUCAACAUUGUGCUUUUUACUCCACCACAUUUAUGUAACAGCUACCUUUCAGAUUGAGAUUGUACAUACAAAACAUAUCAAUUAUAAAAGCUGAUGCAUUGUUAUGGAUGAAGCUCCCAACAGCACAUGAAGCAGUUAAAAUUAGCUCCACCUUGACUGUCUCCAACAUUAAAGUACGGCUUACAUGUUAAUGCAUCGAUAAUAAUGAUCCAAUAAUAAGAUAAGAUAGUACUCACAGGGGCAAUUCUGCACCAAGAGUAUUUUUACUUUUAAUACAAGUAUAUUUUGUUGCUAAUACUUAUAUUUUGACAUUGUGUUAUAGCUACUUUUACUUAAGUAAAUUGUAUGAAUACUUCUUCUUCCAAUGCUUUACAUAAUCAUUGUAAAAAUAAACCUCUGUGAAAUGUGA